CUCUUUACAAAUGUUUGCCAUUGAGCUAUUGCAUUCCUGCACAAAUGUUGUGGAAAUAUGCAAUCCGCUACUAGCAUCUAUGUUACACAAUAACGUGUUAUCCAACGACAUCAAUGAUUCAUCCCUGUCGGCGUCCAUUAAAAACUGGUGAUGGCCGUCGAUGUCAGUUGUAAACAUUAUAAUCAUUGGCAAAAUAUCUCCAAAUUAUAUACACAAAAAGAUUAUACGAUUAUGAAUAUCAUAUCUAAUCGUGUCACAUCGUGUGUUAAGCCACUUUUGCUCAUAAGAACUGUAUCGACAAGUUGUUCAAGACGUAAAGAUGAGUUUCAAGAUUUAAUCCAUCCGGAGAGUCGGGAACCUAACAUCCCACAUUAUAUAGAACGCGAAGGAGAAAAUGCAGAUCUCAAAAGAGCACGAUUGACAUAUCAGUCUCGUAAGCGUGGAAUGUUGGAGAAUGGACUACUUCUUAGCACAUUUGCAAAAAAGUACUUAAAUACAUUCAAUGAUACAGAAUUAAGAUUAUAUGACCGUCUUAUAAAUUUACCAUCAAAUGAUUGGGACAUAUUCUAUUGGGCAACUGGAGUUAAACCAACUCCACCUGAAUUUGAUAAUGAAGUGAUGGAUUUGUUGAAAAAGCAUAUUCAGAAUGAAGAUCGACAGGCUAGGAUAAUGCAACCAGACUUAUAAAUGUACUUAAUAUAUUAGUAAAUAAUAUAGUAAAAUAAUUAAAAGAUAAUGUAACAUGUACUAAAGAAAUAAUUUAGUGUACAAUGUAAAUUUAUUCCAAUAAAAGUGAUCAUAUGUUAUCACAAAUAACAAAGAA
Odontomachus brunneus is the source of this 823-nucleotide messenger RNA. Its product is annotated as succinate dehydrogenase assembly factor 2, mitochondrial-like. The transcript has 4 exons. NCBI's taxonomy places the organism in Eukaryota, Metazoa, Arthropoda, Insecta, Hymenoptera, Formicidae. Gene Ontology annotation, biological process: mitochondrial respiratory chain complex II assembly; protein-FAD linkage; mitochondrial electron transport, succinate to ubiquinone. The record is from RefSeq and is a predicted model, not a curated record. Bases 151 to 687 code for a protein of 178 amino acids. Gene Ontology annotation, cellular component: mitochondrion.